Mizuhopecten yessoensis (Yesso scallop) is the source of this 1566-nucleotide messenger RNA. RefSeq names its product 4-coumarate--CoA ligase 1-like. NCBI's taxonomy places the organism in Eukaryota, Metazoa, Mollusca, Bivalvia, Pectinida, Pectinidae. The record is from RefSeq and is a predicted model, not a curated record. The coding region runs from base 48 to 1496 and encodes 482 amino acids. The transcript is spliced from 12 exons. Gene Ontology annotation, molecular function: CoA-ligase activity.
CAGCACUAGUAGACUUCGAGACAGGUAAAACGUACACUUACCUGGAGAUGAGGGACGCGGUGAUCAAGUUAGGCAGUGCCCUACACAGGUUGGGGUACAGAAAGGGGGACGUACUUUGUAUGUGUUCUACCAACAAUACCGAGUAUGCCCUUCUCAUACUAGCCUGUGUGACGUCAGGCAUUGUACUGACCACGACGAAUCCGGCCUACACUUCCGCUGAACUUGCACGACACCUCAACCAAUCCAGCGCUACCGGUUUGGUCGUCAUGAAAUCGCUAUUGUCAACUGUCCAGGAAGCGAUUGCAAAUGACAGCAUCCUUCAAAGAAAUAUCAAGAAUGUCAUAACAUUAGGAGAGAUGGAUGGAUAUCGUUCGUUCUCAAAUCUGCUCGAAGAUGACGGAGCAUAUUUUCCUGAGAACCUCACGUUCAAUCCCAAAAAUGACGUGGCUCUCUUCCCUUACUCCAGUGGAACUUCCGGUCCCCCUAAAGGGGUCAUGCUGACACAUAUGAACGUUGUAUCAAACAUUCAACAGUCACGGAUAAGACAGGAGGCAAAAUUGCUGCUGAUCAUAACGCCGGGCGACACCGCUGUCUGUCUUUUGCCGAUGUUCCACGUUGCUGGUUUAAUUGCUAUUUUGAUGGGCAUCUUGCAAGAUGGAGGUAAACUGGUCUUAUUACCUAAAUUUGAACCAGGAUCCUUCCUCAAAUCUAUCCAAGAACACAAGGUGACUGUCCUAUACAUGGUCCCUCCAGUGGCGUUGUUCCUAGCCAGACAUCCAAUCGUAGACUCAUUUGACAUUUCAAGCAUCCGGGCACACUUGUGUGCAGCUGCUCCAUUAGGGGAGUCAUUAUGUAGGGAGUAUGAGGACAGACUGAGAUACCCCAUAUGCCAAGGUUAUGGAAUGACAGAGUUGAGCCCGUUUGCUACUUUAGACACGAUGCCUCCACACCAUAUUGGAACAGUGGGAUCACUGAUACCAAACACGAGCGCUAAGAUUGUAUGUCCAGAGACAGGGGUUGCACUGGGACCUGGGGCGACAGGCGAAGUGUGUAUACGGGGACCCCAGGUCAUGAAGGGCUAUCUCAACAACGAGGAGGCUACCAAUGACAUGAUCAGGGAUGACUGGCUUCACACAGGUGACUUGGGACACAUUCGGGUAGAUGGCUGUUUCGUUAUCGCCGACAGACUGAAAGAGCUCAUCAAGUACAAGGGGUUUCAGGUUGCUCCAGCAGAGCUCGAGGAUUUGUUGCUGCGACACCCCGGUGUUAAAGACGUGGCCGUGAUAGGGAUGCCAGACGAGAGGGCAGGGGAAAUCCCCCGGGCUUACAUAGUACCGAAUCCAAACACGAAGGUCACACGCGAGGAUAUAGCAACAUUUGUCACAGAAAACGCUGCUUCGUACAAGCAACUGAGAGGAGGUGUAGAAUUCCUAGAUGAAAUUCCAAAAUCGCCAUCUGGAAAAAUUCUGAGACGUAUACUACGGAACAUGUGCUAAACUUUUCACCUCAACAAUAAACUUAAUGUGGAAUAAAAAGAACUAAUCUAAUAAAACAAAACCAUUCAUA